Messenger RNA from Magallana angulata, 11152 nucleotides. RefSeq lists its product as uncharacterized. Gene Ontology annotation, molecular function: calcium ion binding; protein binding. Lineage: Eukaryota; Metazoa; Mollusca; Bivalvia; Ostreida; Ostreidae. The transcript has 24 exons. The record is from RefSeq and is a predicted model, not a curated record.
AUUGGCAAUACUUUGAUACAUUUAAAGAUUCUUCCAAGAAUGGACAGAAAAUAAACUAACAAUGUGGAUUUCGCUGUUUAUGGUAUACAGUUUCUCGAUUAUUGCAUGUAAAGGCAAAUUUUACAAUUCUGUAUGUAUUCCUGGAUUCACUCAUCAAAUUGGUAAUUUCUGUUACAAAACGUUUUUUGAAUCUCCAAAAACUUGGUCUGAUGCUCAAUCUACGUGUCGGCACCAUGGCAGUGUUCUUGUGGAAAUAAGAGAUCUGCAAAAACAACAAUCAAUACAAGGUUUGGCGUCCGGUGUACAACAUAUAUGGACUGGUGGGAAUAAAAAGGGAGAUGACUGGUACUGGGGACAUGGCGAGCGAAUUUCGUCAUUCACUAACUGGGAUUCUAAUGAACCAAACAACAAGAAUGGGAACGAAAAUUGUUUGGAACUAAAAAGCAAUUCCUCUUGGACUUGGAACGAUUUACCUUGUGAUCGAAAAAAUCCUUUUAUCUGCGAACGGCACGAUGAACUUGGGCCCUUUUUAUCAAAAGAAAAAGCAACAUCGUACCUCCAAGGAAGAUCUAGACGUGUCAAACGAGACAUUAAUGAAGAAUGUAGUGAAUAAGGGGGUUGUGACCAUGAAGAGGUGUCGGAACAUGGCGUCAGAGACGUGUGUACGUGGAUGAAAAACAGACUAUGCAAUCAGCUUCACUGUUCACCUGGAUCUGUGUGUGCCACCACAACCAGGGACUGUAGCAACUUGAACAAUUACGGAGUAGGUUGUGAAGACAUAAACGAGUGCGCAAGCUAUCCUUGUCAAAAUGGCGGAAGGUGUUCCAAUAAUAUCAACAGCUUUUCCUGUUCGUGUCCUGGGCAUGUCUAUGGAACAACGUGUGAAUAUGCGUGUCAUCUCCCCGAGCACUGCGUUGCUCCGACUUGUACAAACGCCUAUGACUACCGUUGUACACAAUGUCAGGACGAAGGCUCCACAGUGGUGUAUUCCCUCUACUGGCCGAACGCCAACAGGAAAAUUUGUGAAGCAACCUGCUCGUGGAAAGAGAAUUGGUGUUGGCCCGGAACAUGCACCGAUCACUUGGCAAAAAACUGUGUUUGUAGCACCGAUUUCUACAAGUCCUCUUCCAAUCCUGCGCGUUGUGAGCUUUCGAAAAAGCCUCGCAUUGAGACAUGUCGCCUUGGGGCGGAGAGUGAUAGAGGUGAGGUAGGUAAUUCUACAUCACACGGUGAGGGUCAGAAAGAGAAGUCGACCUACAUCAACUUCCAGCCGAAAUCGCUCUCUUUCAAUUUUGUCACGGCGUUUGAUACCCCCAAAGGUUUGCCAGAGAAACCGACACACAUCCAUGAAUAUCAUUUCGGUGUAGUUCACGCAGAAGUAUCACUCUACAAACAAAAUAUCUACGGAAGAAAGACAAAUGUUCAAACAGAACCACUGAUAAGUAAACAGAAGUGUUCUUUAAACAUUGAAGAUCUGGAUCCUAAACCAGAUACUCCUAUUGAAUGCAAGGAUGUUUUGUUUAAUCAAACCACGUGGUUCAUGCAAGAUGGAGAGAGCCUUUGUUUGACGUACAAAUCUCAUGCGGGAGGAUAUAUGAAAUACAAAGAUUUCAACAAUAAUGUCUUUCCUUCGUCUGGUGCAGUUAUAUACAACCGAGUUUCCGAAUCGAAAGAUGUAUGUGUUCAUUUUGAUUCUUCGUCACCAGUGCACUGUGCAGAAACACUGUCUUGUCAUGGAACAGAACCUUUACUGAUCAUGCCUGGACGAUUAACACGGGAUCCGAGCAUAAUGAUAAAAUAUCGUGGAUGGAUCGAUCCCUUUCCACACAACUCUGAUCAAGCUUCUGGAAUCAAGAGUUUUGCAAUUACUGUCCACGAGGUGAAAGAGCUAGAUAAACUCACAUUGAUAAUGGACGAAAAGGGCCAGUCUUAUAAUGCAUCUAAUGAUGAGGCAAACAUUACAUUACCGCACGAACCAGCUCUCUAUGGCAUUGCCCUGGAGGUGUUGGACAAUGCUGGGAAUGUAAAAUCCGCUCGAAGAUUUGUCAUGUUUGACAAAUCGUCCGAAAUUAAAAUAAAUUUUUUGAAACACUUGAAAGUUGAUUCUGCAAGUCCAGAAACAAAUUACAUAUGGCAGACCCACAGAAAGAGAAGUUGCUUGUCUUGGGACGACAGGUAUUACAAUUCAUACAACUAUAGAUUUAACCUUUUACGUAAAAUUCAAAAGGACUUUCAUGGAGUGUACCAAGGAAUAUAUGAACAACAGACAGGAAUAUUACCAGUUUCAGGAACAAAAAACGUGCACGGAAUAACUUCGUUUUAUUAUUCGUGGUUUAAAGAGAAUCAGGAGGUGUCAGCUGAGGUAGCUAUUCCAAAUUUUCCUGAUCAAAAGCUUUGCGUUGAUUUAGGCGUAAAAGAUGGAGAAACGCACACAAUAACGAUAACUUCCAAGGACUUAAUGGAAAACACACUUUCAGAAAAUAUCACCUUUUACGUUGACGCAAGCGUUCCUGAUAUUGAAGAGGUGUGGUUAAGCAAAGAUGGCGUUAGACAACUUUUUGUCCACAACUCAACAGAUUUAGCUCAAAUGGUUCUUCAAUUUAAAACAUUCGACUCACACAGUGGUCUUUAUUCAAUCGAAUAUUUUCUUGGAACGUCACGUGGAGGAAACGAACUCGCCUACAAAACCCUUGCUGUACAUACUGUGGAAAAUAAGAGUUGUGAUUCUUUUGUCGAUUGCUACUGUCCUAGUGUUGGACUCUGCGAAAAUUCAUUAUAUACAGUAAAAUUCAACCAUCUGAUAAAGAAUAACACCAACACUGGGCAACACAACAGGGCCUAUUAUUUUACUGUAAAGGUAACAAACGGAGCACGGCUGGUUGCUAUUGAACAUGUGGACAUUCUUGCUGAUGAUUCACCUCCAGUGAAAGGAGUGGUUGUUGAGGGACCUGAGGGAUAUCCUGAUAUUGAUUAUACCAGCGAAAUAUCGGUGAUUGUCAGAUGGAACGGGUUCAUAGACCAUGAAAGUGGAAUUAUGAAAUACCGCAUUGGUAUCGGUGAGCACUGUCUUUCAGCAGCAGAGAUGAAUGUCUACUCUCACGACCUGCCAAAUAAUUCUAGUCUUUAUGAAUCAUCAGAAGCAUAUCUUAAAGUUUAUUUACCACACGAUGGUCUUUAUUAUGUUUCGGUGUUAGCUUACAACAAUGCAUUAGAACCAUCAGAGGUUGCUUGUUCAGAUGGUGUUUUUCGUGACACGACUCCCACCAAGGUAACUGAUUUAACUCUGGAAUCAGCUAAAGUUAAACCUGUUAUUGGAUGUUAUGAUAAUAAGGUCUGGCAUAUUUUUGAAAACUUAACGGCAUACGAACUUCAGAAAACCGAAAGAUGCAACAUCGCUUGUAAUUCAACUAUGACUAUGCAACUCGUUCAGUACCUUCCAAAGCGAAACCGGUACUCAAACCAUUCCUCAUACUCGACAGCUAUGUGUACAAAAUUAUCUGGUUUCUCAGAAAAUUGGUUUAUAUAUCUUCCAUCUGACAAAAUAAAAUUAAGAUGGGCCUUAGAAGAAAAUGAAUCACAAAUCCAGAAAGUAUACACAGGAUUUGGAUCAACAUCUAGCGCAAGCAUGAGUCCAGACUUGAUAUCGUAUUUAGAAACUAAAAUAUUCAAUGAGUAUCAUGUCGUGCAUUCGGGUUUGGAUCCUGGCAUACCAGUUUAUGCUUUUGUUAAAGUAAAGAACAAGGCCGAUCUCACAACCCUUGUCCCAUUUGGACCUAUAAUCAUCGAUGAGACGCCUCCCUUAUACCGAGGAAACGUUGCUGUUAUCAAAGAUCCUGAAUACAUCUAUGUCGGAUGGACUGAAAAUACAUUUAUGGAGGCAGAACAAAAGGAACCAAUUGAGUCUGUGCUUUUUCGAAUAGGUUGUGGAAACGUAUUAAGAACACCUCUGUUGGAAGCAAAAAUAUUUGAGAAGUGUCCUGGAAACUUUUCAUCUUGUUUUAAAUAUCCACUUGAAAGGGUCCUCAAAUUUCAUACUAAUGAUGAAUCAAAACACUAUUUUAACCUGUACGUUUACAACAUAGCAGGACAUUUUGCAGAAGUUCAGACUGAUCCCUUUUUUCUUCCACCUCGGUUUCCACCAACAACAGGGAUACUUAUUGAAACAGAGUCGGGACACUUAUCAUCCAACAACGAUAUUGACUAUACUUUUCAGACCAACCAAAUUUGUUUUGAUUGGAAAGGAAUAUGGCAUGUUCAAAAUAUGUCAAUAGAAAUAGGACUCGGAUCUAGCAGAGAAUCAGCUGAUGUUCAAUUUUUUAAAUCUAUUUCAAAUGAUGAGAAUUGUUUACACAACUUGCAACUAAAACCAUUUAAGAAAUAUUAUACAUUUGCGCGUGCGACUGUUGCAGGUCAUGUACAGUCCGUGGUUAUUUCCGAUGGAUUCACGGUCAUUGACAAAGCAGACGUGCUUAAUGCCCUAGACGUCCGAAUUGGAACACCUUGCGGGGCCAAACAUUUAACAGAAGUUGAUGUUGAAAUGGCAAAUACCUCAAAUGUAUAUUUCGUAAAAAGUAAAUUACGAGAAAAUCAAAUAUAUACAGCUGUUUCAAAUAACACUGCCCUUACAAGUGAAGAUGUCGUAUGGAUUGAUGAGAUGAAUAAACAAUUUGUUGUCAUUGUUCCGCAGCCUAAGUUCUAUGUUCUAAACAAUAAUCCUGUAAUUAUACUUUCCUGUCAGGAGAAUAAGAGGUUUCAGUCCAGUAAGCACACGAUAGAUGUGUUUUGGGCAUAUGAUAAAACAGAGUCAAUUACGCACUACAAAGUAGCUUUGUUUAAGAUUAACAAGGAUAGAACAGAGACACUGAUAGAAACGUUCAAAAACGUUGGUAAAAACAUGCAGAUCCAUCUCAAUAAUUUGCAUUUACAAAACAACCAACUGUAUCGUUCAUUAGUCCAACCUUGCUUCCAGAAAACGUGUUUGAAAGGGAAGUAUUCGAAAGAUGUAUUGGUUGAAGAAUGGCUUCAUUCUAGUUAUGACAUAGAAGCAUUUUUCGUUGUGAACGGAAGAGAUGCCCAAGAAGUGGAUGUAAAUGUGAAGUUUGAUGCAUUUAGAUGUGGUCAAACGAACAAUGCCAUAGGGUAUGCUGGGGCAUUAUUUGAAGCAAUUGAUCAUCAUCAUCAACUUACAUCUUGGUAUCUUUUGCCCUUAAACACUUCUUACAAUACAUUUGAUAUUGACAUUCCAUAUACGUUGCCCGUUUAUGGAUACAAAAGUAUGAAAAUCUGUGUUAAAGGAAUAUGUCGAUCUGGACAGUCAGAAACAUCUUGUACAAAUCUCAAAGCGAAGUCCAAUCCAAAUGAGAUUACAACUGGACAUCUUUACGAGAUCGAUUCCGAGGGAGAUAACUUCAAGGCAAUCCUCGAACUAGCAGACAGUCAACAUUUAGGGGAUAAAAUAAGACUUGUACAUGAUGCAGAAGUCGAUGUGGUAUCGCGUGGUCGAAGAGUACACGGAUUCAUGAACGGAAUAGAUGGAAAGAUUGUAACUUGGUACCUAAUGGAAAAACAAUCAUUGCCUCAUCUUACAUGCGAUGCUGAUAUCUAUUGUCUCCAAACGACGACCUCAACAGAUGGGAUAGGAAGGUUUAACACACAGGGGUUACGAGCCGGCACAUAUUUUAUAUGUGCUAUUGUAGAAAGCAACAACUCGAGUAACCUGAAACAUUUUACAUCAGCGGAAAAUGACUUUUCCACAUGCGGGAAUGGCUUUGUUAUUGAUGAAUCGCCACCCGCUGGUGGCCUUGUAGACAUUUCUAGCAACAAUGAUGAUUUUAUUAGUGACAAAAACGAGUUAGAAGUACAUUGGUCGGAUUUUUACGAUGAUGAGAUGAAACUAAGCGUUGAACAUUCUGGUAUCGCUAGAUAUGAAGUCUCGUUAGGUUCCAUUUUUGGUGGUCAAGAUGUCGUUCAAUACAGAAAUGUUGGUUUGCUGACGUCAGUAGUAUUUUUCAACACUAGCCUGAAUAUUGGAAUGACAUAUUUUGCCACAGUAAAAGCGUUUGAUUUUGCCGGCCAUGUCACAGAAGUCACUUCCUCUGGAAAAACACUUGAUUUCACUGCCCCUGAAUUAGGAAUGAUUUUCGUACGAUUUUCUGGACUUAAAGAUGCUAUUUCAACAAUUCAUGAGCUCUUUGUCCAGUGGGAAGGUUUUGUUGACGAAGAAAGUGGAAUUAAAGACACCUUAUUGGCUAUGGGUUCUACAAAUGAAUCCACGGACAUUUUGGAUUUUCGUUCAGUCACAGGGGGGUCUACCAUAAUCAAGGAGCUUGAAUCUAUGCGAGAUGGACACCAAUAUUUUAUAAUUCUAAAGGUAUUAAACAACGCGGGCCUCCAUACGAUUGCAGCAUCAGAACCGUUUUUAUUUGACAAGUCUCCACCUGAAAAUGGUGUUGUUUAUGAUGGUCUCGCAAAUGAUGUUGACUUUCAAAACGACAUUCAGUCAUAUACUUGCCAUUGGUGUGACUUUGUUGACCCUCACACGAGUAUAGAGUAUUAUGAAGUUGGACUUGGUACAAAACCUUUCACAUAUGAUAUAUUCCCCUCCAGAUUUGUUGGACUUCACAAAAAUAAUUCUUGGAGUGGGGCUUUUGAACCUGGAGUAAAAUAUUACGCUACGGUUAAGGCUUGUAAUCGUGCUGGACUGUGCUCUUUCAAAUCUUCGAAUGGCGUCAUCAUGGAUAACACUCCUCCAGUCACUGGAUUAAUUCAUAUUGGAUUUAGUGGCCAUCACGAACCUUUCUUGCCUUAUAAUAAUUCUGUUUCUGCGUCAUGGGUAGGAUUUAUAGAUACUCAUUCUGGAAUCGAUCAUUUCGAGUGGUGUUUAGGGAAAAGCCCAGGUCUUUGCAAUUAUGUUGAUUACGAAAAUAUCUUGCUAUCAAACAGAGUGACCAAGACUGGUAUGUCACUUCCUUCAUCAACAGAUCUCUAUUUUACACUGAAAUCAAUCAAUAGAGUUGGACUAUCAGUAGAACGUACAUCUGCCAAGUUCCAAAUUGAUACAAGUCCUCCAGUUGCGGUGAAAUCUCCAACGUUUAUUACAAAAGAUCAUGGGGUUUCCCUAGUCAAUGGAACUCAGUUUGACAACUCCUUGAUCACCAUACAAUGGCAAUUCCAAGAUUUAGAAAGCUCCAUUGUAAGACAUCAAUUAGUUCUAGAAGUAAAUCGAAACGGACAUGUUGCCUAUGAAACGAAAGAACUUGGAAGUCAAAUGCAGAUAACUUUAAUGUCCCCAAACGGGACGUUUUUGAAAGAUGGCGACGCUUACAUUGCAAAGGUUACCAGCUGUAAUGGUGCAGGUCUUUGUACGACAGCUAUAUCGGAUACACUUCUGAUUGACUCCACCCCUCCCUCCUUGGGUGGUUUUAUGAACACAAUGACUUGGAUAAAUGUUGGUAAUGAAACCAGAGUACAACUUGCGUGGUAUGGAUUUAUUGACCACGAGUCGGGGAUACAUGAAUAUGUUAUUAGUUUAAGUAGUUCGUAUUCUGGAAAUGAAUUAUCCGACGGUCUAAAACGUGUCCGCCAUGCUAACACUUCUCGACAAACUGCUUCAUUAACUCUGUCAAAAAAACUCAAAAGCAAUGAUGCUGUUGUGUUAACUGUGAUGGCCAUAAACUCAGUCGGUUUGAGAAGUUCUAUAGGAAAGGCAUCUGUUAUUCUUGUUCCUAGUGAUUUGAACCAUACAAAGGGCAUCUUAACAUUUCAGAGACAUUCAUGUAUAUCUCAUUAUUGCAAUAACGAUUGUACUUGUGCAGUUGUUGGGAAAAAAUGUCUGAAUAAAGUUAACGCACCAUGCAAAGAACUGCAGAAUGUUUCUGAAUUAAUGUUGAACAUUUCGGUACAUUUUGGACUUGCUUCUUUUCCCGUUUCAAUAAUGUCAAGCGCCACCUGCUUUUCGGGGUUUUGGACAGAUGAGGAUCCAUCGAAAAAGGUUUUACGUUAUGAAUGGAGUAUCGGUGAAAGCGGAGAAGGUCCAGGAUAUGGAAUCUUUGAUUCAAAAAAAGAAAGUGUGUGGUAUGAUAAUGGUCUUCAAGAAGAUAUUGUAUAUUGUUUACCCUUCCUCAAAAAGCUAAGUCAUGGUCAACAUUAUACACUUUAUAUCAAGGCAUGGGUAUCGGAGAAUGAAUUCUCAAUAUUCCACUCAAAACCACUCUUAGUUGAUUUAACACCUCCUGAGAGAAGACGAGGCCAUUCAGUGAUCGAGGCAGAAGGUCACUGUUUAAAAGAUAUUGAUUAUAUUGAUUCAUUGAAACUAAUAAAAAUUUGUUGGGAAAAUUUAUUCUCGGAAAAGGAAGGAGAAAUAGUGACAUAUUACUUCAGUGGUGGAACAAGACCUUUUGGUGAUGACUUCAUACAGAAAACAUCGGUUAAUUUAUCUACAGUUUUUGAGGUUAAUCAAACAAUGACACCAGGAAGCACAUACUUCUUCACCGUCAUUGCUAGAAAUAAUAUGGGUCUUGAAACCACCGCAAUAUCCGACGGAAUACUUGUUGAUACUGACAGUCCUACCCCUGGAGUCGUAUAUAAUACUAAACAAUUUCGCAAUGCUCUUCAUCAGUUUUCCACAUCUUCUCUGUCAAUGUCUUGGCACGGAUUUGAAGACCACCAGUCGUCAAUUAAAUAUUUUGAAGUCAGCAUAGUAGAAACAGAGAGCGAUACACUGAUAAAUAGAACUGAAAGAGUACUCUUUUCAAAUGAUUAUACUUUCAGAAACCUACAUUUACAACAUAACAAAAGCUACAGCAUUAGAGUACGAGCUGCUGAUUUCUUGCAACACUUCUCCCCUUAUGUCACUUCCCACCCAAUUAAAAUUGAUUCAACUCCGCCGUUUGGGGUACAAUGUGAAAAAUUUGAGGAUUUAUAUUUAGAAGUAACUGUAAUUGAAAAACAAAAACCAUUUCUCCACUCGAGAACAACUGUUUUAAGCGGUGUUGUUUCCCUGAAAAAGAAUACAAUCUACAAAAUAAGCGUCGAUGUUUUGAAAGAAUUGCACUUUAAAAUGGUUUAUUUUCAGUUGGGAAACGAAGUCAUGAAUUUAUAUUUGUCAUUGAAUGCGGACUCGAGUUAUUCUUCAAAACAUCAAUUUAUGUCUACAUAUGAGGGCGAGAUAAGUUUGAAGAUUAUAUUUGCAAGUCGACAUGACAUCAUGGAAGAAGAUAUUUUCAUACGGCUUCAACAAUGUAGCGUUUCUUCAAUUACCCAGUCACCACUGAUAGUACGCCAAAUAAACCCUGGAUUGCUGUCUGUAUGCAGCUUUAUUUUUGAUCCAGAGAGCGACAUUGAAAACGUUUUAAUUGGCGCUGGUACAACUAAAGGCGGAUUUCAAAUACAAUCUCUUUUACCUGUCUCUUCAUUCAAUCAUGGCGUUGUUGAAAUGAAGAUUCCCCAUGGAAGUCGUAUCUAUAUCACAGCUGUUGCAAGAAACAAUGCGGGGCAGUGGUCAAAGUUUUCACAAGAAAUAACAUUGGACCAUACCCCGCCUAUUAUAAGUAAUUUCACAGUGGAAACCCAGAAUUCGGAAACACGAGAGGAAAGGACGCAUGUGGCAAAAAUGUCGUUAUCCAACUCCACAACAAAACUCCACAGAGAAACUCGGGUGGUGGCAUCAUGGAAUGUAAGCGAGGAGGAAAGUGAACUUGCAUCCUGUUUUUGCUCUGUUGGUCCUUGGAAAGAAUCAAUGGGAAGAAGUUGGCAACAAAGCAUUGAUAGAACGAAGUGUGAAAUAUCUAAUCUGACUUUUGAUCAUGGAGCUAAUAUAGAAGUAUCUGUCAAAUGCAUAAACAAAGUACAGCUAAUGGAAUUAAAAAAGGCGGGACCAUUUACAAUAUACCACGAAGCCCCGAACUCUUAUUUGUCAUCUUUAUCGUUUUAUCCCGACAACCGUUAUACUGUUAUGGAGGGCAAUGCCAAUUUGAAAGUACAGUCAAGUAUAACUCAUGUUGAUUUUACUUGGGGUCCAUUCGAUGACCUGUCAGAAGACGUCAACUACGAAACGCGUGUAAGGAAGGAUGACAAUGUAAUUGCACCAUGGGAGUCGGUUGGUCUUAGAAACAGUGCAUCGAGAAAAAUAAACCUCAUGGGGAGAGCAGAUACCUUUUUUGUGGACGUCCGUGCUAUAAAUAAUGGUGGUUUCCAAAGUCCUUCAAUCAACGCCUCUAUUCUUAUUGAUGAUAAACCGCCUAUCUUGACGGGAGUACCAGCAAGAUAUUUUCUGGAUAAAGGAGGUUGCUCCAUAAAGUGGACGAACGUGUUCUCGCCGAGUGUCUACGGUCCUAUGGUGUACCAAGUAUCGGCUGGUUCCAGUAACGGAAGUUCUGAUAUCCAGUCACCAAUCUCCACAAUGGCAGAGGAAAUAAACGUUGAGUGGAGUCCUGACCAAUCACAGCAUGAAGUGUUUGUUAACAUCCUGGCUUUUGGAUCAAAUGGCGAGUUUUCGCGUUACAACACAAAACUUUUUGUGCGCUAAGAGUAAAUUCAUCUUCUGUAAAUUCUUCGUGUCCGAUUUAUGUAAUAGUGUAUAUAAUAUAGACUUUAUAUUAAACAAGGUUUGAAAGCAGCAAAUCGAAUGUUCGUUUCAUUUAUAAAUACUAAAGUAGAUGCGAUGUUCAUUCCCUUUCUAAUAGCAUGUCAAUUUUUCGUAACAAUUAUCAGUUUAUUUUGUAUUUAAAAUGUAUUACCACAAGAAAAAAUCUGGUAUUAAGUGUAACUAAAAUCUGUAUCCUUUGUAUAGUACAACUUACUUAGUAUGUGACGUUAUAAUUUUAUUAGCAAAAACAAUAUAAUUUUUAACAACUCUUCUUAUUAUUUUGGGGCAGGUUAACUUACUGAUCGACCCAGUGUCAUUUUGAGUCGAUAUUAUAUAUCUUUAACUCCUUUUUAAACAUAUAGGAAUGACGUUAUUUUAAAACAUUGAAUUUUUUCUGCCCCUUUUGUUUUGAUUCCAGUAUAAAGUACCCUUUUAUUUUACAAAUUGUAGUCAUUAUUAUUCAUACAAAAAUUCAUAAAAAAAAAAAUUGAAAGAUGAUGAAAUACGAUGUAAGAUAUUAGAUUAGUUCAUAUUCGUGUUUAAAAAAUGGACCGGGCAAAUAAAUCA